Molecule: messenger RNA, 1397 nt
Organism: Benincasa hispida (wax gourd)
Lineage: Eukaryota; Viridiplantae; Streptophyta; Magnoliopsida; Cucurbitales; Cucurbitaceae
Biological process (GO): protein ubiquitination
Cellular component (GO): cytoplasm
Molecular function (GO): ubiquitin protein ligase activity
Source: RefSeq, a predicted model, not a curated record
CGCUAAAACCCAAUUUCAAAAUCAUACCCGAAAUCCCAAAAUCUCUUAUCUUUACCCAAUUUUGAGGGACGAGAUUGAUUGAUACGCCUAAAUUCAUCGAUACCGUCACCUCUGGUGUGGUAAAAAACCAUGUACUCCGCCUCCGCCGCCACCGUUACCGCUACCACCGCCGCCGAACGCCACACCUACUGGUGCCACGAGUGUGAUAUGAGCGUCACUUUGGUAUCCCCUUCUUCUUCUUCUUCUUCCUCUUCUUCCUCUCUUCUUUGCCCUCACUGCCUCACUGACUUCCUGGAACACAUGGAUUUCACCAUCCCCACUUCCUCUUCUUCAAUUUCCGAUCACCCCAACUCAUCUUCUUCCCCUCCAGAUUCCGAUCCAUCAUCCUUCGUCGUCGUCGACCCUAUUCCGAUCACUACCGAUGACAAUUACCUCCUUAACAGCCCUCAAUUCCUCCGUCUUUUUCAGCAGCUUGCAGAUUCAUCCGAUUCUGAUUUUGUCCCAUCUGUACCCUUCAACCCAUUUACUCCGAUCAAGGCCUCUGUCAUGGCGAUUCCCACUAUCAAAGUCACCUCCGCCUUGCUCGAGGAAGACCCAGUUCUAAUUUGUGCUAUUUGUAAGGAUCAGUUCCUUCUCGAGGUUGAAGCCAAACAGCUCCCCUGUUCUCAUCUUUAUCAUCCAGAUUGUAUUCUUCCUUGGCUUUCUAAUCAUGAUUCUUGCCCGCUUUGCCGUUUUAAGCUUCCCUCUGAUGACCCUUCUGAUCAUGUGAGAUGCAGACGGGCUACUACGGCUUUGUUGAGGGCUAGGGAUCUGAUACAUCAAGAAGAUAGUUAUGGGUUGAGGACUACUUUGGAACAUAUGGCUAGAAGGCAUAUUUCUAUAUAUAGUGAGGGAAUUCAAGUGGAUUUGUCUCAAUCAUCUACUCAAUUUGGGGUUGCUGAGAUGGGGAAUGGGGAGCAGACUGAUAGUGUUGAGACUGUUUCUAGUGUGGCUACAGAUGAUGGGAUUGUAAUUGUCAAUAGCAAUGGUGAUGAAAAUGGAUUUGUGGGAAUGGAUGGACCUAUAAAUGAGGAUGCUGGCACUGUAGUUUAGGAUAUUGGAGUUUCUCCUUCGAGUUUUGUUUCUGCAAAUUUGAGGUAAUAUAGUAGAAUAUAUGCUUGUUAGAGGAACCUACCCCAAGUAGAUGAUUGAUUGGAAGUGUAAAUUGCUACAGAGAUAGACUCUGCUAUCUUCUUCUUCUUCUUCCUCCUUAUUUUCUUCUCCUUUUUCAUCUUUGGUAACCAUGUCUCUACAUAAUAAGAGAUGAACUUUAUUUACAUUGUUAUCUUAUUCACCUAGCAAUGUUUCCCCUCUUCCCCAAUUCUCUCUUUCAGUCAUGAUUUGAGUCAUUGAGUAUA